Molecule: messenger RNA, 2871 nt
Organism: Lotus japonicus
Lineage: Eukaryota; Viridiplantae; Streptophyta; Magnoliopsida; Fabales; Fabaceae
Product: probable xyloglucan glycosyltransferase 5
Exons: 5
Coding region: 365-2434 (689 amino acids)
Cellular component (GO): Golgi apparatus
Molecular function (GO): glycosyltransferase activity
Source: RefSeq, a predicted model, not a curated record
CCCCCACACUCACAUCUCCUCUACUCAAAUAUAGAAAAGCUAGACAAAGAGAAGAACCCCACACUCUGAUACACUUGUUCUCCUCCCUCUCUCUCUCUCUACCUUUAUGCCUAGCUUUGCUACAUUCAGAGCAAAAAUGGCUUGUACUACUUCUCACACUAUUCCAAACUGUUAGAUCCGACAAAACAAAGCUUGUAUGUUUUUGUCAAUCUUUCCUUCUUGCUCUCUCAAACUUGGAACCCCAAAAAUGAUGUUUUUUUUUUCCAACUUCCUCAGUAAUGGCCAUGGCUUCAGCUAACUAACACUUGUUCUUGUCAUUGUCUCUGUAAACUAACCUCUUGCUAUUUCUACCACACCAGUGUCAAUGGCUCCAAGUUUUGAUUUCUCAAGGUGGUGGUCCAAGGACAGUUCAAGAAAAGGAAACCCAGUUGUGGUAACCAUGGAGAAUCCCAACUACUCAGUGGUGGAAAUAGAUGGUCCAGACUCUGCAUUUCAGCCAGUUGAAAAGGGAAGAGGUAGAAAUGCCAAGCAAUUCACAUGGGUUUUGCUUCUGAAAGCGCAUAGAGCUGUCGGUUGUGUUGCUUGGCUUGGAAACUCUCUGUACUCAUUGCUUGGCACUGUUAAGAAGAGGUUGAUUCUAGGCCAUGGAGUUUCUGCAGAGAGUGAUAAAUCCGGAAAGACAAGGUUUCUGCUUGGAGUGAUUGUUACAUUCUUGGUCAUGGCUUUGGCAUUUCUGACAUUUGAACUUGUUGCUCACUUCAAUGGCUGGCACUACUUUCAACAACACAACAGUUUGCACAUUCCACAAACUUUGGAGAUCAAAGGGUGGUUCCACACGGUUUAUGUUGGGUGGUUGGAGUUCAGGGCAGAUUAUAUUGCACCCAUAAUUCAAUCUCUCUCAGCUUUCUGCAUAAUUCUUUUCUUAAUUCAGUCAGUGGAUCGAAUGAUUCUGUCUCUUGGUUGCUUCUGGAUCAAAUACAAGAAGAUUAAGCCCUUGAUUGGUGAGGAUUUGGAAGGGUCUAAGGAUGGAUACCCUAUGGUGCUUGUUCAAAUUCCUAUGUGUAAUGAGAAAGAGGUAUAUGAACAAUCUAUUUCUGCAGUCUGCCAACUUGAUUGGCCAAAAGAUCGUUUGCUUAUUCAAGUUUUGGAUGACUCUGAUGAUGAAGGCAUACAAUGGUUAAUCAAGGGAGAGGUCUCAAAGUGGAGUCAGAGAGGUUCCAAUAUCAUCUACCGUCAUAGGCUGUUAAGAACUGGUUACAAAGCAGGAAAUCUCAAGUCUGCAAUGAGCUGCGAUUACGUGAAGGAUUACGAGUUUGUUGCGAUUUUCGAUGCUGAUUUCCAACCGAAUCCAGAUUUCCUCAAGCAAACGGUCCCACAUUUUAAGGGCGAUCCUGAGCUGGCGUUGGUUCAGGCUAGGUGGGCUUUUGUAAACAAGGAGGAGAACUUGCUAACACGUCUCCAGAAUAUUAAUUUGUGCUUCCACUUUGAGGUUGAGCAGCAGGUUAAUGGGGUUUUCCUGAACUUCUUUGGUUUUAAUGGAACUGCUGGUGUUUGGAGAAUAAAAGCACUGGAAGAAUCUGGUGGAUGGCUUGAAAGAACUACAGUAGAAGACAUGGAUAUAGCAGUCCGGGCCCAUCUCAAUGGUUGGAAAUUUAUCUAUCUCAACGAUGUAAAGGUGCUUUGUGAGCUUCCUGAAUCAUAUGAAGCUUAUAGGAAACAACAACAUCGAUGGCAUUCUGGUCCUAUGCAACUCUUUCGUUUGUGCCUUCCAGCCAUCUUAACUUCUAAGAUUGGAUUCUGGAAGAAAACAAACCUUAUAUUUCUAUUCUUUCUGCUUAGAAAGCUAAUCCUCCCAUUCUAUUCUUUCACAUUAUUCUGCAUCAUUCUUCCUUUGACGAUGUUCGUCCCAGAAGCUGAGCUUCCCAUCUGGGUUAUUUGUUACAUUCCUGUAUUCAUGUCAUUCUUGAACAUUCUUCCUGCCCCAAAAUCCUUCCCCUUCAUUGUUCCUUACCUCCUGUUUGAGAACACCAUGUCGGUAACCAAAUUCAAUGCCAUGGUAUCCGGUCUGUUCCAGCUGGGAAGCUCAUACGAAUGGAUCGUUACCAAAAAAUCCGGUCGCUCGUCAGAGCCUGACCUAUUGGCUGCUGAAGAACGCGAUUCGAAGGCCAUGAGUCUCCAACUUCACAGAGGAAGUUCUGAUAGUGGACUUUCUGAGCUUAACAAAAUAAAGGAAUGCCAAGUAACUGUUCCUAGACCUACGGCAAAGAAAACGAACAAGAUAUACAAGAAAGAGCUUGCACUUGCAUUCUUACUGCUAACUGCUGCAGUUAGGAGCCUAUUAUCAGCACAGGGGAUGCACUUCUACUACUUGUUAUUUCAAGGUGUGUCAUUCCUCCUUGUAGGUCUGGAUUUAAUUGGUGAACAGAUGAGCUAGAAGAUCAGAAAAGGAUGUGUAAAAAUAGAAAAUUGAUUGUUAUAAAGUUCAAUAAUUGAAGAAGCCAACAAAUUUGAAUGCUGCAAGAUUGUUGGUUUUGGAAGUUACAUUCAAGGUUCGUGAAUAUGGCUCAGGUAAAGUACUGAAAGCUACACUGGGUCAAAUCAUAAAUAAGUUUAUUAUUCUUGAAGUGUCACUAUAGAAAUUUUUCUGGUUUCUUGUCCUUUGAUUGUUGCAGUACAAAUGUUUUUCUUUUCCUUUUCAAUUUUCUGUAAGAUAACCCCAUUCAUUUUAUCUCAAUAUCACACCCUGUUACUCACACCACAUAUGGUUCAUAUGUACCUGUUGAAUGACAUUGAUGUAUUACUACUUCCAGCAAAAAGCUGUUCACUUCACAUGUGAAGAAUCUGAAAGGUUGUUGAGCCAAAUUUCACAUA